Cuscuta epithymum is the source of this 3566-nucleotide messenger RNA. NCBI's taxonomy places the organism in Eukaryota, Viridiplantae, Streptophyta, Magnoliopsida, Solanales, Convolvulaceae. The record is from the annotation of a GenBank genome assembly.
GUGUUUCAGAGUACAUUUUGUUAUCAAAGUUAUGUUUUUGAUCAUUUGUGUUCAGUUUUGCCGUGUUAAAACGAAAAAAGCUCAAAUUUCUAUUCACGGUCCCACCACUUCAUCAAUCUUUUCCCUUCUUUAAGUUCUCUCCCCCACUCUCUAUGGCAGUUUCACUUUCCUUUGUUUCCCCUCUCCAGUCUCCCCCUCAAACUUCAAUCGCCGCCCCAUGCGCUAGAGCUAAAGCGCUAAGCUCUACCUAAUUUGAGGUGCGUCAGUGUUCUUCCCGUCUGGGUUUCUCCCUGUUCAACUUUCUGGUCGGUGGAAAUAGAAUAGAUGCCCUUAAAACAUCAAUAAAAUUAGUGUUUUGUGUGCAUUUUGGGUUUUCUUUUUAUGGUGACGUUGUAUAUGGUUGGAGAAGUGUAUGCCCCACUGAUUCAGGGAAAAAAAAUAUAUUUCAAUUUCAAUCUGAAUUGCAUGUAUUCCCAGUUUCUUCUUUAUAUAAAAAUGUUUGGGGUUGGUGAAGCCAGUUGUGGAGGGUAUUCAGAAGAAAGUUUCGAUCUUGGCUGUGGGUUUUCAUGAGGGCUUAUGUGAAUUGGAAGAACACAGCCAUAUUAGGUAAUUCUAGAGAGGUGAACAUUUGUGAAGCAAAGUCAGAUCUUUUAGGGGUAAAUAUUUGUUAGUAGGUUGAGUUUCAAGGUCAAGUGUCAUUCUUGAGGAUCAGAUUGAUCAUACGUUGGAUGUGUUAGUAUUUUUGUUAAAGCGGAGAUCAUAAGCUUCGAGAGAUCCUAUUUGCUGGAAAGUGAAAGGCAAAAUUUGAUUCCUUGUCUGCCAGGAUCCACAUAAACAUAACCAAAUUCUGAAAUUGGUCAUUCUUUUGGCCAUUCUUAUUUUGGCUAAGAUUGGUGAAUAGUAGAACCUUAGCUAAACGAAAACAACACAUAAAACGAUCUCAAGAAAUGGCCAAGAGAGCACACAGGCGUUCUUUACGUUAUGAAAGAGAUCGGGCAGGUUGUAUGUGGAGUUUCAUCAGGAUCUUUGACUUCCGCCGUAGUGUAUCCUCCAGAAAGCUGCUUGCAGAUAGAAGGCAGACUAUCAGAGCUGGUGUUGCUUCAAGCUUAAAGGUCACAAGUCCAGAUCACAGUGAGAACAGCGUUCGAGUUGAGGGCACCAAAGAAAGAGAGUUAGCAACAUGUGAUGAAGUUAAAACAAGGGUGAAGCAACUUAUGCAUGAAGAUAUGAUCAACAAAUCCACCCAUAAGAAUCAAAGCAAUGAUGAUACUAAAGUUGAAGCACAACCGUUUGAGUCUACCCAUAGAAUAAAGCCUGCUAAAAAGACAAAUGAAGUUCUCAGGCAUUCUAGAAAUUUAUCUUUGUCUGGUUUGGAUGAUGAUGUCACGAGAACAGGAUCUGAAGUAUCUUCUUCCCGAUAUAAAGUCUGCAGCUCCAGUGACUUGCAUUGUUCAACAGAAGAGCAGUUGAGCUCUGCAAUUGAGGUGUUUAUAAAUCAUAAACUGAAGAACAGUAAUAUUCCCAUAAGAGAAGAAGUUGAGAUUAAUAGUGAUAAGUCCAAAGAGUUGACCGAUGCACUGGAGACCUUGCGUUCUAACAAGGAAUUGUUCCAUAGACUCUUACAAGACCCGAAUUCUAAUCUGGUAAAACAUAUUGAAAGCCUGGACGAUGGAUUACAAAAAGAAGUGGAUGAUGAAAUCACUGAACAUAAUAAACAGCAACCACAGCGGUCACACAGGAGAACCAAAUCUCAGGGAAGCUCUCAUUCUUCAAGCAAAAUUGUAAUUCUAAAGCCUGGCCCAAUUCACAAUAAGGUGCCGAGUGAGAGAAACUCAUCCCUCUUCUCUUUUACUGAAAUUAAAAGAAAGCUUAAGCAUGUUAUGGGAAAGGACCACAGGGAAAUAAUGUCUCCCGAGGUUAAGAAGCGUGUUAACAAUAGUGAGAAAGGGAUUAGUGGAGAUAAUGUGGGGUGGAGUUCUCCAAACAGAAACCAUUUUUACACAGAGAGAUUUGCCAAGCCGCUUCCUUCAACAUGUGAUUAUCAUCCCAAGAAAAGGGUACCGGAUAUAUAUCUUGAGGCCAAGAAACAUAUUUUCGAGAUGUUGGAUAGUGGUGAGGAAAAGGAAGGGUCUUCAAUGAGUGGGAAUUUGUCCAAAUCUCUUGGGAGGAUUCUCUCGUUUCCUACUAAUUACUAUAGUUCUUCUAGAAGUAGCUCUAGCAACAGUUUUAGCAGUGAAGAUCAAAUCCGUUUUCCACAGAGAAGAGUGGAAGCAAAUGUGCCUUCAACUGGGGCUGUUCAAGAUAGUCAAGAAACAUCUCAAAGUAAAUGUCAGGAGGAUGAAAGAGUCUCAAAUGCUUCGCGUGAUUUAAGUAGCUCUUCAAUUACUAUAAAUACGGACAGUUCUUAUGUCACUGUAUCGUUCGGUGAAGAGAGCUCUGAAAUGACAAUAGAAAGCUUAGAGACAGAACUACAAGGCGCAGAACACAUUUCGCCUCCUCCAGAUUAUGCACACUCAUUUGAAUCUCGAAAAGAUGAUCCAGAUUGUGCAAUGGACAGAACAGAGCGGCCUAGUCCCAUAUCUGUUCUUGACCCGUUAUGCAUAGAGGAUGACAUCAGUCCUUCAAGCACUCCAUGUCAAUCAGUUGAACCUGAAAUUCAACCACGGAAAAUCCAUUUUGAGGAACCAGCGGACUCUACCGUUGACCAACCGCUAAGGACUUGUUUGGAAAGUGAGGAAACUGCAUUUGAAUAUGUGGAGGCGGUGCUGUUAGGUUCAGAUCUAAAUUGGGACGAUUUCCUCUUGCGGUGGCUUUCUUCUGAUCAGAUUCUUGACCCAUCAUUGUUUGAUGAAGUGGAGCUGUUUUCUAGCCGAUCUUGUCAUGACCAAAAGCUCCUUUUUGAUUGCACCAACGAGGUUCUCAAGGAUGUGAUUGACCGACAUUUUCCAAUUAUCAGACAGAGUAUUAGGCCAAGACCGAAGGGGAUGGACUUGAUCCAUGAAGUGUGGAAUGGUGUUGAAUGGUAUCUUCUUAAACAUUCCUCGACUCGUUCUUUGGAUCAGUUGGUCAGCAAACAGUUGGCAAGGUCAGGGGAAUGGCUGGAUCUUCAUUUUGAUAUUGGGAAUAUUGGGUUUGUGAUAGAAUCAGCUGUUCUUGAAGACUUGUUGGAGGAAAUUAUCAUAGAGGCUCUUUUGGGUGUUAUUUCCACAUGUUAAAAGGGGUUUUCUUUAAUGUAAAUAAAUAUAUUCUUGAGCGCUUCAUUCCUUGUUGCCAGCUGUGAAAUCUUCAGUUCUUUUUCCCCGGAAGUGCUUUUUUCCAUAAUUUUUUUUUUGGGAGUGGGGGUGAUGCAAGGAGUGAUUCUUGUUGCUAGGAUUUACUGUGUGUGAAUUUUCUGCUCGAUUACUUGUGUGAUUACAUAGUGGUUGUAACUGAGAAUUGAAGAAAAUAGAAAUAACAAUCAUCUUGAGCUUGUAUUUUCUUAAACCAGGACAGGUUUUCUGCAGUUCAUGCUAUUACAGUAUUACCCUGUUAUUAUGGUCAUAUGGUGUCCUUUUAGAGAAUGGGGC